AUGUCUGAUGAUGGGAUUAUACAUAGUUUCCUCGAUAUUGAUUACCUUGCUUAUCAACCUGCCUCUUGCUCUUUGUCAUCGACUCGUUAUGGAUACAAUCCAAGCCCAGCGAAAGCUGAGCCGGCGGCAUCCGCUGCAGCGAUUAGAGUCCCCGUCGAAAGGAUUCUCAGGCGCAUUGCAUCCAACAUGGCCUCCCAUGAGGUUGCGCCGGUUGACAAAUUGCAGAACGAAUCGUAUGGCUGGCAUUUUCAGUUCCUCACCAUUCUCGGCCUUAGCAUCUCCACGGCAUGUUUUGCAUGCGGCUUCAUCUCCGACAUGACCAACUCAUCCUCGUUCUUCACUCUGAAGAACUACCUGGCCCUUGUCGCCGCGCCAAUCGAAAUCGUAAUUAGCAUCCUGUACUGGGGCCUUCGUGCCAUCGACGACAACCUAGUCGUACCGCCAGAUCUACCAUUUCCACCAUUCUUAUACGACCUGGGCUUCCAUCUUGUUCCUGCCAUCGUCUUGACCUUGGACAGCUUGCUGCUUUCUCCACCUUGGCCCAGCAUGCCGAUGAAUCCUCAGGCACCCUUGAUCAUGCUGGCUACUUCGACAUCGAUUGCGUUUGCGUACUGGUAUUGGAUAGAAUUGUGUUACUCCCACAACGGCUUCUACCCUUACCCUAUCUUCGGUAUCUUGACCACUUUACAGCGGGUAGGAUUAUUCGCUAUCAGUGGUGCUACCAUGUGGGUGGCCGGUGGGGCAUUGCGGGCAGCAUAUGCAUAUGUCAAUGGCUUUGAGACAGUGGAAGAACUCGAAAAGGUCAAGCGGGCGCACAAAAUGGCAACGGAUGGUAAGUGGGAGUGA
Molecule: messenger RNA, 846 nt
Organism: Plenodomus lingam JN3
Lineage: Eukaryota; Fungi; Ascomycota; Dothideomycetes; Pleosporales; Leptosphaeriaceae
Source: RefSeq, a predicted model, not a curated record